AUGCUGACGCGCUCCCCUCUGUCCUCAAGAGAGGCUGCUGCCUACUGCCUGAUUUCUGAUUUCAAAAUCGCGCUUGGGCACCGGGCCUUGCAGCCGCGGAGGCGGAGGCAGCGGGCGAAGACAGUGCGCAGUCUGUGCCACCACCUCCGGUCCCCGGCGUGCGGGGCCACAGCCGGGCGCAGGGCGCGGAGCCGACUGGGAUCAGCAGCUUCCCGCCUCUGCUCUCCGGGCCGAAGGCCGCGCCUCCCCCGCGCCCGGGGCGGUCUUCGCGCUCCAGCCCCGACGCCGCCGCCGGCGCCAUCCGCAGGCUCGUUGGCGCUGGCCCGCCUCGGCCUCCGCGGGCGGCCCCGGCCCGGGUCGCUCGGGGUGGCCGCGCUGGGGGAGGUCGCGUGGCGACGCGCGCGGCCCGGGCGGCGCCGGCGGCUGCAGCAGGUGGGCACCGUGGCGCGGCUCUGGAUCUACCCGGUCAAGUCCUGCAAGGGGGUGCCGGUGAGCGCGGCGGAGUGCACGCCCCUGGGGCUGCUCAGCGGCCACCUGCGGGACAGGUUUUGGCUUGUGAUCAAUAAGGAGGGGAACGUGGUUACUGCUUGCCAGGAACCUUGUCUGGUCCUAAUUUCCCUAACCUGUGAUGGUGACGCCCUGACUCUCAGUGCAGCCUACACGAAGGACCUGCAGCUGCCCAUCAAAACACCCACCACGAACGCAGUGCGCAAGUGCAGAUAUAAUGACAAAUGUGAUGCUCACUCAGAUGCCAGCCCAUUCUCCAUCCUUUCUGAGGCGUCGCUGGCGGAUCUCAACUCCAGGCUGGAGAAGAAAGUUGAAGCAGCUAACUUCAGGCCCAAUAUUCUAAUCUCAGGAUGCGGUGUUUAUGCAGAGGAUUCUUGGGACGAGCUUCUCAUUGGGGAUGUGGGACUGAAGAGGGUGAUGGCUUGUUCCAGGUGCAUCUUUACCACAGUGGACCUGGACACCGGCAUCACGAGCAGGAAGGAGCCGCUGGAAACACUGAAGAGUUAUCUCCAGUGUGGCCCUUGUGAGCAAAAGUUGUAUGGCAAAUCGCCUCUCUUUGGACAGUAUUUUGUUCUGGAAAGCCCAGAGACAGUGAAAGUGGGAGACCCCAUGUACCUGCUGGGCCAGUAA
This is a messenger RNA of Cynocephalus volans (Philippine flying lemur), 1137 nucleotides long. Its product is annotated as mitochondrial amidoxime-reducing component 1-like. Gene Ontology annotation, cellular component: mitochondrial inner membrane. The coding region runs from base 1 to 1137 and encodes 378 amino acids. The record is from RefSeq and is a predicted model, not a curated record. Lineage: Eukaryota; Metazoa; Chordata; Mammalia; Dermoptera; Cynocephalidae. Gene Ontology annotation, biological process: nitrate metabolic process. Gene Ontology annotation, molecular function: molybdenum ion binding; pyridoxal phosphate binding; nitrate reductase activity. The transcript has 8 exons.